AUGGCAUCCAAUGAACCUUUUUCUACAAAUGUAUGUUACCAAUGCAAUAAACGUUUUUCAAAUGCUGGUGCAUGUCAUUUACAUUUACUAAAAACUCACAAAAUUGAAUGUACAUCUACGAGUGAUAAAAAACUACAAAAUAGGCAUAAAUUUAUUCCAACUUCAUCUGAUACAAAAAAAAUUUUUAUUUGUAAUGUUUCACAAUGUAAAAAAACAUUUAAAAAUAAUAAAUUAUUAAAACAACAUAUUGGUAAAGUUCAUAUAGAAAAAAAAUUUAUCUGUGAAGCAUGUAAUAAGCCUUUUGGUCUGGAAAGAGACUUAAAAUAUCAUAUAAAAAUUUCAUGCAUAUUAUACAAAAAAUAUAAAUUAAAAACUACAGAUGCUAGCGUGAAUACCAAUUGUUAUUAUAUAUCAAAAAAUGAGGCACCAUUAAUGUUAUGUUCAGAAACACAAACAGAAACAAAUACUAUUAAUUUUACUACUUCUUUUGACAACCAAAUGCAAUCUAGUGGUUGCCAGACAAUCGAAGAUUGGGAAACAAUUAUGAAAAAUUUAAACGAUGAAGAGUUUGAUUUACGUACAGAAAUUGAACUUGAUGCCAGUUUUAAUAACUUAGUUACAUAUGUGGAUGCUUGUUUGCAAACCGAUGAAGUGACAGAUAGUUUUAUUAAUUUUAUGUGCGAUGAAGGAACUCAAACUAGUAACAAUUAUGUAGAAAAAAAAUAUACAAGUACGCAAACGUAA
Molecule: messenger RNA, 744 nt
Organism: Strongyloides ratti
Lineage: Eukaryota; Metazoa; Nematoda; Chromadorea; Rhabditida; Strongyloididae
Product: Zinc finger, C2H2 domain and Zinc finger C2H2-type/integrase DNA-binding domain and Zinc finger, C2H2-like domain-containing protein
Exons: 1
Coding region: 1-744 (247 amino acids)
Biological process (GO): regulation of transcription by RNA polymerase II
Cellular component (GO): nucleus
Molecular function (GO): DNA-binding transcription factor activity, RNA polymerase II-specific; transcription cis-regulatory region binding
Source: RefSeq, a predicted model, not a curated record